Molecule: messenger RNA, 1668 nt
Organism: Pseudogymnoascus destructans
Lineage: Eukaryota; Fungi; Ascomycota; Leotiomycetes; Thelebolales; Thelebolaceae
Gene: SLC1
Product: 1-acylglycerol-3-phosphate O-acyltransferase
Exons: 2
Coding region: 132-1058 (308 amino acids)
Biological process (GO): phosphatidic acid biosynthetic process
Cellular component (GO): membrane; endoplasmic reticulum
Molecular function (GO): 1-acylglycerol-3-phosphate O-acyltransferase activity
Source: RefSeq, a predicted model, not a curated record
CUAAGAACUCCACGUCCCGCUUUCUCUUUUCUCCAUAUGCUUCUCUGUCUUGCGUCCCGGGAGGGUUAUCAACAAUAACGACAAGAACCCACUCUUGCACCCCAACUUCCACAUAGAAACUACCACCCAACAUGCACGCCAUACUUGUCUGGAUCUUGUAUACCUUCCUCUUCACCGCCGCCCUCGCCAUGUUCUUCUUCGCGCUGUCUCUGGUGCUCCCCCAAGCCGGCUUCGUAGCGCGCAUCCUCGUGUCAUACCUUGCUCUCGUCGCGUGCGCCAUAUACGGUGUCACAGUCUCUCUCAUCGCCCGGCCGUUCGGGCUCCAACACUCUGCCCAAUAUGCCGCCGGACGGGCCUUUGAGUUCGUGAUGAAAUACGGGGCCGGCAUAAACGUUAUCAUUGAGGACCCCGAGAACUACCUGAACACCGUCCGCCCCGCUGUCUUCAUCGGUCCCCACCAGACCGAGCUUGACAUCCUCAUGCUCGGCGCCGUCUUCCCCACCCACUGCUCCGUGACUGCCAAGGCCAGCCUGAAGCGUAUUCCUGUCCUAGGCUGGUUUAUGGCCCUGUCGGGGACGGUCUUCAUUGACCGCAGAAACUCGAAGAGCGCCAGAGGUGCUAUGCAAGGCGCUGCCGACGAGAUGAAGCGCAAGAACCAGAGCGUGUGGAUGUUCCCCGAGGGUACCAGGAGUUAUGCCGAGGAGCCUGGGCUGCUGCCUUUCAAGAAGGGCGCCUUCCACUUGGCUGUGCAGGCCGGAGUACCCAUCGUACCGGUUGUCGUCGCCAACUACUCCGAUGUGCUCUUUGUGAAGAAGUACCGAUUCAAUGGUGGCAACCUACGCGUCAAGGUGCUCAAGCCUAUCGAGACGAAGAACCUCACAUCUGAGGAUGUGGACGAGCUGGUUAUCAAUACUCGGAACACGAUGAUCACAACAAUGGCUGAGUUGACCGCCAAGCAACGUGGAAAGCCAGUCCAUAUCGAGCCAAAUCUCGGACUAUCAAAGGUGGGCGUUGUGAAAGCGAGCGGUGUUGAGGCGACGACGUCGGCUCUGUCAUGAUAGACGAUACGAUUCAUGUUUAACUAUACAAUGACGAAUUAUUAAGAGGAUUGGCGCAAGCAUACGUCGGGACGCCACUACCUGGGGUCGAGAUACAGUGGGAAGAGGGGAGAUGCGGCAGGGAGCUUAGAUGGCCAGGAACAUAGACCAAGGGGGGCGAUUGGGGAUGUGGCUGGGACUACCAUAGAGGUGCAUCAUGGCAACGAUACCCCAAGCAGGUUGAGGCGAGCGGAGUAUAGGUUAGAUCACAGUUUACUAAAACCAAGUACUUAUUCAGCAACCCGCCGCGACUAUGGUUUCCGAGGCUUAUUUCAGGGGAAUGUGUGUCUAGUCAGCCGAUAUCAUGGUCCCUCUACGUGGCAUUGCAAUUUCUCAACCUCCGUUUUGCAAUACUUCCUACAACUACGAAGUGCACGACAACGUCCUUCUCACCCGUGAGACAAUACAGUAAAAAUUAUAUCACUAGAAUGACGUAGUCUGAGACUACAUAGAUAGUUGUAAAGCAGUUAGUUGAAGAAUUAAAAUCGAUCCAAGACGGACUCGAGAGCGAGAUGUCAGUUAUCCCAGUUCAAGUCAAUGAAAAAAACGGAUUAGGAGCGUCAGCACCGGA